Messenger RNA from Hemicordylus capensis (graceful crag lizard), 1780 nucleotides. RefSeq names its product disks large-associated protein 5-like. Lineage: Eukaryota; Metazoa; Chordata; Lepidosauria; Squamata; Cordylidae. The coding region runs from base 380 to 1303 and encodes 307 amino acids. The transcript has 9 exons. The record is from RefSeq and is a predicted model, not a curated record.
CUUGGUGGAAGGCUAGCUAUGAGAGUAACUAUUCACAAUUUAUUUUUCAUUCCAGCUGAGACAGAAGUUUGUCUCCUAUAUAGUAUCCACAAGCUCCUCCUACAAGUGCCUUACUUCCUGAGGCUAAAGACUGCUAUGGCUCUUUUUUACUGUUUAAGAGCUUGAGUUGUUCUAGUCAUUAUUUGCAAUGGUAUUGAUUUCUGUCUCAUAACUAUUGGGUUGCUUGGCUGUUCUUUACAGGUAACAAGAAGGCUGUUCUGUUUUGUACAUCUGUUGAGAAAGCUCGGGGUGGUUUACAGGAGAGCAGAGAGAGGACUCUUCUCCAGGAGCUGAUCAGGUGAAGGCUACACUGCCUUAGUUUCAGUGGGGGGAAACACCCAUGGCUGUGGCUUCUCAGUUUGCCACGCAGUACAGAAAACAGCUGAGUCCAGAGAGUCUUGGAGCACAGCAAGCCUACCAAAAGUCCUCUUCGCAAAGAGAGAACAGACGCAAAGACUUUGAAAAAAGCAGAAAGUUGGAUUUGCCAAAUGCUGACCUUCCAUUGGAAAAGAGGAUCCAUUCUCACAAUCCAGAGGCAACUGAGGACACCAAAGCUAAACAAAACCCAACUAUAAAGGCAGCUCCCAGAAAGAGAGAACAUGACCGUAGAGAAAUGCUGCGACGUUACAAAGAGGAGAAAGAACUCCGCAAACUGAAUGAACAAAGGGAGAAGGCUAAUAAGAGGGGGGCAUUCAUAACGGGCAUAUAUAGACCGGAGCCAUUGGCAGCCGUGGUUCCUCUCAGGCCGCUGAAUGUCAAGCUGAUCAAGCCCAAAGAGAAGACUGCAGUGGAGAGAACCAACAGAGGUAAUGAUCUGCCCCCUGCUCCAUUACGGCAGAGACAAGCAUGCACUGAUAACAUUCGUGAGAGAGGAAGCAAAGAGGCCCCCAAAGUAAUUACUAGAGCUGCUGCUUCAGGUAUUAACAGGGAGAUGUCAAAACCAGCCCGAUUUGCAGCAGGAAAAGCAGUCCCAAGACGCACUUGUAUCUGCACGUUGUGCCAAGUCCUUUUCAAGUGGUUCUUCCAGGCUGGUGCCACCAUCUUCGAUGAGAUGGUACCAUCUUCGAACAAUUGCCCUAGUAGGAAGCCUGUUACAAUUUCCAUGCCUGUCGAGUGCCUUUUCCCCAGCCAUGGAUACAUGAAUCCACAAAUAACAAGGUCCACCUGUAAUCCUUACAAAAGCCUUGAAAACACAGGUCCACCAGAAAGAAAGGCAAUCAAAAAAGGAGGGAAGCAGGAAGAAGAUGCAGCUAAAAAAGUUUGAGGCAAAGUUGUGAUGGCUUUUGUGAAUGUCCCCACUAGAGUCUAAGCUGAAUACUUCUAACAUGCUGUUUUUAGAUUUAUGGAUUUUCUUUCUUUGUAACUGUCUGCCUUCAUGAGUUUUUCUUUUUCCAAUGGGUUGAAUUGUACACAUACCAUUUUUAGACAGAUACCUUAGAAAUGUGAGGAUUUUUUAGCUGGGAAAUAAGCUGUUUAUUAUGGAGAUAGAGUUAUUUUGAACAGGUGUAACUCAAACUAAAGAAGGCAUUGGCAUUCGAUCAGUUUAAUUAUACCUUUUUAAAAAUUACCAUCAUUAGUGCUGAUGGAAGUGUCUGUGUACGCACAUAAGACCUUAUAUUAGUUUAUGGAAAUAUGCAGGAUCUAUCUCUUCAUCUCAUCUUUAAUAUAUGUAAUAUAUGAAUCUAGUAAUGGAAAGUUCCAGAAUCAAAUAAACAUGUAAAUAUUAUAUAAAAAAUCAAAA